This is a messenger RNA of Achroia grisella, 2427 nucleotides long. RefSeq names its product inactive rhomboid protein 1. Lineage: Eukaryota; Metazoa; Arthropoda; Insecta; Lepidoptera; Pyralidae. Gene Ontology annotation, biological process: regulation of epidermal growth factor receptor signaling pathway; regulation of protein secretion. The coding region runs from base 318 to 2417 and encodes 699 amino acids. Gene Ontology annotation, cellular component: endoplasmic reticulum membrane. The transcript has 12 exons. The record is from RefSeq and is a predicted model, not a curated record. Gene Ontology annotation, molecular function: serine-type endopeptidase activity.
AGCUGCCCUGCGAACCACAGGAACCGCCUUGCUGCGUGCAGGCUCGCAGGCGUCCGCAACCGCCGCAUGAUUGGCGGUCAAGCGCGGGGCUGUUGGCACCCCAGCUGUCGUGUCAGACCACAUCACCUGCACCAGCGUCCGCCCCGCCCCACCCCGCGCCUUCGUCUCCGCCACGAGUCGUUUCCGCGCCGCCCGCCCCCCUCUCCCACCCGCCACCAGAGACCGUACCUCAACCUGACCAAGAAGAUGGAGUCAGAUUACGCCGAGCCCAUACCGUACGGGAUUACCUUAAGAGAGAGACGAAGACUUUUUUCGGUAUGCAGAAGGAUAAUGAAAGGGAACAAAGGCGGCUUUGGAAUGAUAGAAGACGGAGGCACGCGUCGAGAGCGUUCGGCGGGCUUCGAGUUGAUAUGUCAGCGGAUCAUCAUCCUGAUGACGAUGAUAUUAGUAUGUAUGGAGCGUCGGGUGCAGCACCUAGAGAGGCUCGGGGGCGGGUGCGAGAGCGACCCGACGUGUUGCCCGCGCCGGCUUCGCUCGACGAGCCCUCGACGCCCAUCCGGCCACUUCCUGGCAAGGAUAGCGUUGCUCGGCUCACACUCACUGGCAUUUCUUAUGUUGUUACUGCGGUGACAAGGCGAUCUAGGCAGUCAAUCUCAGCGCAAUGGUCGCGAUCAUUCCGUGGCAGCGCGACCACACCGCACGAUGAUGCUGAUUGCGACGACGUUUUCUUCGAAGCAUCACUGCCACUCAGUCAGCAGCAACAACAUGAGGAUGUUGAUGUUACUGAUGGACCUAAAGGGGCACUUCCCAGAUCUAUGCGCAGUGCCUCUGGUGGCGUGCGAAUAAACACACCCAUAUUGGGAUCAAUGGCUGACAACUCAAAUCGGAGACAGUUUGGUCUCAGCGCUGUUGGCAAAUUAAUUGGGUUAUCCCUUCGACCGGUAUCUGAUGCAAACGUGACGCGGCAUUUCGACGAGUACAAAGAUUACCGGCCGUACUUCACGUGGUGGGUCAGUACAGCCCAGACCCUGGUGCUGCUGCUGUCAAUACUUUGUUACGGUUUCGGACCUGUAGGAUUUGGGCGACACACGCACUCCGGGCAGGUGCUUGUGAAAACAUUGAGUUUGCAACAGGUGGAAUGGGAAGAGCCAGCGUCGUUUUGGUUAGGCCCUCGCGCUGCAGACUUAAUACAUUUAGGUGCCAAAUUCGCGCCAUGCAUGAGAAGAGACGCGAGGAUAGCUCGAGCGAUCGCUGCACUCGCGAGAAGAGAGCGAGAUACGGCCUGUUGCAUACGAAAUGAUGAUUCGGGGUGCGUGCAGUCCUCAAAAGCAGAUUGUUCGAUAAGAGGAUUAAUAACAAAAAACACAAUAGAAACGUGGAAGAAAUGGUCGACGGGUAACGGGCCCGGAGGUCGGAUAUCAGGGUCAGUUUGUGGAUUAGAUCCCAAAUUCUGCGAAGCGCCGCGUUCAAUAGCACCACACGAGUGGCCUGAUGACAUUACAAAAUGGCCAAUAUGCCGGAAGUCCGUGUUGGAUGGAUCGGCAGCGGCAGGACGUGCUGGUCACGCCGCCGAACAUAUGGCCUGUGAAGUCAUCGGCCAUCCGUGUUGUAUAGGCAUUCAUGGCAAAUGCGUUAUAACCACUAGGGAACACUGCGAUUUUGUUAAGGGUUACUUUCAUGAGGAAGCCUCUUUGUGUUCACAGGUAUCGUGCCUCGACGACGUUUGCGGCAUGUUACCUUUUAUGCGAAGACGGCGUCCAGACCAGAUAUAUCGCGCGGCGACCUCACUCUUCGUUCAUGCUGGCCUUCUUCAUUUAGCCAUGACGUUGGCACUACAGUGGCUCUUCAUGAGAGAUCUAGAAAAAAUGGCUGGUCCAGUUAGAAUAGCGUUCAUUUACUUGGGAAGUGGUAUAGCUGGAAACAUGGCCUCGGCUAUUUUCGAGCCAUAUAGAGCCGAGGUGGGUCCAGCUGGGUCGCAUUUCGGUCUACUAGCGUGUCUAAUAGUAGAAGUAAUAGCGGCACGCCACAAACUGAAACAUCCACAGUGCGCGCUCAUGAAAAUGCUCGCGAUAGCUCUAGUGCUGUUCCUGACAGGUUUCCUGCCGUGGAUUGACAAUUUUGCGCAAGUGUUUGGUUUCUUAUUCGGUUUUCUAAUCUCAUACGCCAUGUUGCCGUUCUUAUCCGACGAAAGAAAGAAAAGGGAGGACGAGGAGGAAAGGUGCGAGCGGCGGAAGAGGAAAUUUCUGAUAGUGGUGUGUUUAGUUUCUGCGAUAGGGAUGAUCUGCGCGCUGGUUGCGUUGUUUUACGCAGCGCCGGCGUAUGAGUGCGCAGCGUGUGCGUACUUCACGUGUUUGCCGUUCGCUCCGGACAUGUGCGCGUCCCAGGAUGUGCGAGUGAGACAGCUGGACGGGGUAUGACGGCGCGCGG